AUGGCCGAGACGGUGUUCGCUCCGUGUUUGGAAGGGAUGAAGCACGUCAGGUCGGACAGCGGGGUCAUGCUCGCCAAGCCCUUCCUUGAUGUCUGCAAGCAAAUCUUGCCUGUCCUGGAUAAAUUUGGUGCUGCUAUGGCAAUUGUGAAGAGUGAUAUUGGAGGUAAUAUCACGAGGUUGGAGAACAAGUACUCUUCAGACCCGACAAAAUAUGAGCACUUGUACACCAUGGUCCAAGAAGAAGUUGAAAAGAAGACCGCAAAAGGUUCAUCAAGCUGCACAAAUGGACUUCUAUGGCUCACGAGGGCUAUGGACUUCCUUGUUGAACUGUUCCGUAAUCUGCUUGACCAUCCAGACUGGACUAUGAGUCAAGCAUGUACUGAUUCAUACACAAAAACUCUGAAGAAAUGGCAUGGCUGGCUCGCCAGCUCCAGUUUUACGGUGGCUAUGAAGCUUGCUCCUAACAAAGAUAAAUUUAUGGAGGUAAUUAGUGGAACGGGUGACAUCAAAGCAGACAUUGAGAAAUUCUGCACCACCUUUUAUCCCUUUCUUAAGGAGAAUCAUGACUUCCUGGCCAGUGUUGGACUCGAUGACAUGAAGGCUUCUUGA
This is a messenger RNA of Triticum turgidum subsp. durum (durum wheat), 609 nucleotides long. NCBI's taxonomy places the organism in Eukaryota, Viridiplantae, Streptophyta, Magnoliopsida, Poales, Poaceae. The record is from the annotation of a GenBank genome assembly.